CCCGCCGUGUCGGCAAGAUGGCGCUGCAGGUGAUGCCAGCCGUGCAGGCGGUUCACCUGGAUUCCGACGCUUACCUCGUCUGCCUCAGCCAUGCUCUGAGUACCGAAAAGGAGGAAGUGAUGGGGCUGUGCAUCGGUGAGGUGAAUGAUGACACCAGGAGUGAUGCCAAAUUUGCAUGCAUUGGAUCUGAACCGCACACAGUUGCUGAAAAGGUUGAUACCAUCAAAGUCAUUCACAUCCACUCUGUUAUCAUCCUGCGCCGUUCUGACAAGAGGAAGGACCGAGUAGAAAUUUCUCCUGAGCAGUUGUCUGCAGCCUCCACAGAGGCAGAGAGGUUGGCCGAGCUUACGGGCCGCUCCAUGAGAGUGGUGGGCUGGUAUCAUUCCCACCCUCACAUCACCGUCUGGCCUUCCCAUGUUGAUGUUCGCACACAGGCAAUGUACCAAAUGAUGGAUCAAGGCUUUGUAGGACUUAUUUUUUCCUGUUUCAUAGAAGAUAAAAACACAAAGACUGGCCGGGUACUCUACACUUGCUUUCAAUCCAUACAGGCCCAAAAGAGCUCAGAGUAUGAGAGAAUGGAAAUCCCUAUCCAUAUAGUCCCUCACACAACCAUCGGGAAGGUCUGCCUAGAAUCAGCAGUGGAGCUGCCCAAAAUCCUGUGCCAGGAGGAACAGGACGCCUACAGGAGGAUCCACAGCCUUACACAUCUGGACACAGUCACCAAGAUCCAUAAUGGUUCAGUAUUCACGAAAAACCUCUGCAGUCAGAUGUCAGCUGUCAGCGGGCCUCUCCUACAGUGGUUGGAGGACAGACUGGAACAAAACAAAGAGAUUUUGCAGGAAUUGGAGCAAGAAAAGGAAGAACUUUUGCAAGAACUCUCUUCUUUGGAAUAAAGUAGGUGAUUAAACAAGGGAAUAUUAAAAUAGCCAGGUGUAAACUUCAACUAGCAACAUACAUUUGAAGAAGAUAAAACUGAAGGACUCACAUUAUCUCACCACAAGACUUGUUACUAAAGCGACAGUAUCCAAGACACCAUGGUCUGUGCUCCACUGAUUUUGACAAAGCUACCAAAACUAUUCAGGGGAGGAGAUAGUUUGGAGCAGUGGUCCUCAAACUAUGGCC
Suncus etruscus (white-toothed pygmy shrew) is the source of this 1122-nucleotide messenger RNA. It is a transcript of the gene BRCC3, whose product is annotated as BRCA1/BRCA2-containing complex subunit 3. Gene Ontology annotation, cellular component: BRCA1-A complex; BRISC complex. The transcript has 11 exons. NCBI's taxonomy places the organism in Eukaryota, Metazoa, Chordata, Mammalia, Eulipotyphla, Soricidae. The record is from RefSeq and is a predicted model, not a curated record. Gene Ontology annotation, molecular function: metallopeptidase activity; cysteine-type deubiquitinase activity; polyubiquitin modification-dependent protein binding. Gene Ontology annotation, biological process: double-strand break repair. Bases 18 to 893 code for a protein of 291 amino acids.